Messenger RNA from Aptenodytes forsteri (emperor penguin), 736 nucleotides. RefSeq names its product mitochondrial ribosomal protein S25 (gene MRPS25). Gene Ontology annotation, cellular component: mitochondrion. The transcript has 4 exons. The coding region runs from base 23 to 544 and encodes 173 amino acids. NCBI's taxonomy places the organism in Eukaryota, Metazoa, Chordata, Aves, Sphenisciformes, Spheniscidae. The record is from RefSeq and is a predicted model, not a curated record. Gene Ontology annotation, molecular function: structural constituent of ribosome.
GAGCCGGGCCCAGGCCGCCGCCAUGCCGAUGAAAGGCCGGUUCCCCAUCAGGCGGACGCUGCAGUAUCUCAGCCAGGGCGACGUCAUCUUCAAGAGCUCGGUGAAGGUGAUGACCGUGAACUACAACACGGCGGGAGAGCUGAGCGAGGGGGCGAGAAAGUUUGUGUUUUUCAACAUCCCCCAGAUCCAGUACAAGAACCCCUGGGUGCAGAUCAUGCUGUUCAGGAACAUGACGCCCUCGCCCUUCGUCCGGUUCUACCUGGACAACGGAGAACAAGUUUUGGUUGACGUAGAAGAUAAAACCAACAAGGAGAUAACUGAGCACAUUAGAAAAAUCUUGGGGAAAAGCAAAGAAACGCUUGAAAAAGAGGAAAGAGAAAGGAAAAAACUAUCACAUCCAGCAACUUUUGGGCCCAAGAAGUAUCAUCUGCGAGAAUGCAUGUGUGAAAUUGAAGGCCAAGUUCCCUGCCCUGCUUUUGUGCCACUGCCCAAAGAGAUGAGGGGAAAAUACAAAGCUGCUAUGAAGAAUGAAGCAUCAGCCUGACAUCUUGACUCAUGCAGCUGUUUUUCCUCAGGGCUGGACGAUCAGGGUACUUCAGUGAGAGACAAGAGCUAACAAGGUCCUGGAAACAGGAACAAGCAAGUUCAUAUAAUACAGACAACCUUGUCUCAUAAGUCUUCUUACAGCUACAACUACUACAAUUAAAGUGAAAAAUAAAUAAAAGUUGAAAACCCA